Molecule: messenger RNA, 4384 nt
Organism: Chironomus riparius
Lineage: Eukaryota; Metazoa; Arthropoda; Insecta; Diptera; Chironomidae
Source: the annotation of a GenBank genome assembly
AUUUCCACUGCCAACUAAUAUAAAAGAUGCUUCUAUGCAAUUGUUACAAGAUAGACAUUUAUAGAAGAACACAAAACGAAGAAAAAGAUUUAUUUCAUGCAAGAAUAAUGUUGAACAUGCUGUCAUUAUCAUCAUCGUUGUCAUCAACUUGUGAAAUUGGAUUGAUGAUUUGUGCCUAAUUAAUUCUCAUAUUAUAAUCUAAUAAAUAACGCACAUCAGCAACAGCAUCAGCAUCAUCAACGAUCAUCGUGGUUAUAAAUAUUUACACACUCAGAUAUAGAUAUAGGAUUGACAUAUAUAUGUACACAGGAACAGGAAGAAACUAUGAUUAAAUUAAAAUGAGAAUGGAAAAUUUACAUUCAUGGAUUCGAAUUGGAAUAUUCAUAUUUAUUGUGAUCUGUGAUUUUGUUCCAAACAUAAACGGCGCUGGCUCCUUUGAACUUAAAAUUCUGGAAAUUUCGAAUGCCAACAAUCAUCUUAUAGAUGGGUUUUGCUGUGGUACUAAUGACAAUGAGAAAUCAAAGACUGCAAACUGUCCAGAGUGUGCGACAGCUUUCAGAUUAUGUCUUAAAGAAUUUCCAAGUGGUACUGAAUCGGUGGGAUGUCCAUUCGGUGAAAACACGACUUCGGUGUUUGGAGGCUCUAAUUUUGAACUACAUGGUCAAAAAUUUGCAACUAUCUCAGUGCCAUUUUCAUUUCGAUGGACUCAAUCAUUUUCGUUAAUACUUCAAGCAUUGGACAUGUACAGGAAUUCAUCGUCACCAGGAAUCAUUGAGGAAGUAGCGUAUUCUGGAACCAUCUCUCCACCAUCCGAUUGGAUAAUUUUAGAUAAUAGUAAUCAAUUGAGCAAAAAUGCUCGUAUUAAGUAUAAAAUUCGUGUGAUAUGUGAUAAAAAUUAUUAUAAUUCUACAUGCACCGUAUUGUGUAAGCCAAGAAAUGAUCAAUUCGGGCAUUAUACAUGCAACAGCAAAGGACAAAAAGUAUGUCUUGAGGGUUGGAGCGGUGAAACAUGUGAUAAACCUUUGUGUUUGGAAGGAUGUGUGCACGGAAUGUGCAAAAGUCCAGGUGUCUGUGAAUGUAGGAAUGGAUAUAAAGGUUCGCGAUGCGACGAAUGCAUGACAUAUCCUGGAUGCAAAAAUGGCUUCUGCACGAGGCCAUGGGAAUGUAUAUGUAUAACAAACUGGGGUGGGAUUUUAUGCGAUAAUGAUUUAAAUUAUUGUGGAACUCAUACACCGUGCAUGUAUGGAGGAACUUGUCAUCAUUUAGGUGGUGAGAAAUUUAAUUGUAGCUGUCCUGAAGGUUUAUCGGGAAUGCGAUGUGAUAUUAUUGAGGAUCCAUGUGCAACGACGCCAUGCCAAAACAGUGCAACAUGCAUAGUCAAAGAUCCAUCAGCAUUAAACAUUACUAAAAAACCAUCGGCAAGAUAUUAUCGUGGAGGUAGCUCAAUGGGAGCCCCAGUUUCUGUGCGAACUAUAGAUACAAAAAAUACUUUAGCUAUUGGCACACAGACGAAUAAUGAGACGAACUACGUGUGUAAAUGCGCUUCAGGUUUUACAGGCACACAAUGUGAACAAAAUAUUGAUGAAUGCGAAAGCUCUCCUUGCAAACACGGCGCCACUUGUGUCGAUCUGAUAAACGAUUAUCAAUGCAAUUGUGCUCCCGGUUAUAGUGGACCAAAUUGCGAGAUAGACAUUGACGAGUGUGCCAACUCACCGUGUCAAAAUGGAGGCGAAUGCAUUGACAAGAUCAACGAGUUUUAUUGCAAAUGUGAAGCUGGAUACAACGGAACGUUAUGUGAAAUUGAUAUUUACGAGUGCCGUUCGAAAAAUUGCGACAAUAAAACGCCUGAUUUAUGUUCAUCGAGUCCAUGUAAAAAUAAUGGCACAUGUGAAUCAGGCGAAACUUGGUUUCUAUGUUCAUGUGCACACGGUUUUGAUGGUUUAACCUGCCAAAUUAAUAUAAACGAAUGUGCAUCACAGCCAUGUGCUGAGGGAUCAACAUGCAUCGAUGGUAUUGGAAAUUUUAAAUGCAUUUGUCCGCCAAGUAAACGAGGCAAAAGAUGUGAGAUUUUGCUUUCAAAUGCACCGCUCAAGCAACACCGUUCCUUUACUGAAAAUAACGUCGUCGAUGAGUCGAAUUUGUGUAAUUCCUGUAUAAUUGGUGAGCAUAAUGAGACACAAUGUUCAAAUCUAUGGUGUGGAUUACCAAAUUGCUUAAGUAAUGAUCGAGGAGUCAAGAAGAAACGUGAAAUAGGAAAUUUAAUUGUACAUGAGUGCAAUUAUAAUGAGGUUUGUGUUCCUGCAUUAAAGGAAACAUGCCUAUUACCGCCAUGUGUGAGACGUGGCGAUUGCCGCAUACUAGAGCAAUCGCUGAGAACAGCACCACCUAAAUAUCCAACAUCAAAUAAAUGUUGGCCAAAUCAAGCAAUUUUAAGUGAAAAUUGUUCACGUAUCAACAUAAUAUUAGACAUGCUUAAAAUAUCAAAAGGAUUAUCAACUGAAAGUUAUUGUCAUAAUUUGAGAACGCUCAUAGGCGGACGAAUGUUGGAGCAGAAAAUAUUUUCCCAUUCAGCAAUCAUUUUAAUCUGUGAUAUAAAAUCGGGAACAAACGAUACAAUUGAAGUGACUGUGUCAUCAGAUGAUGAGUCGACAACGAUUUUACAAAAUGUAGUUGCAAUGUUGGGAGAGUUACUAUCUCGCCCAAAAUUUUAUUUAAAGGAUUCACACAUAAUUGAUUAUCCCGAGAUAGAAGCACUGAAUGCAAUAGUUGAAAUUAAAGUUGAGACAGCAAUAAUUAAUGAAAACAUCAAUAAUGAUGUUUAUUUACUCAUAGUUUUUGUAGGCAUACUUCUAUUAAUCAUAAGUUCUAUUACAUACACCGUAUGCCUGUGGUAUUCAAAUCAUCCGAUUUGUUCCCGUCAAUCAGAAAUAGAUCUUUCAGUGACGACUGAUACCACCCGUUGUCACGAUGAAGAAAAAUCAAAUAAUCUGCAAAACGAAGAAAAUUUUCGACGGUAUGCAAAUCCAUUAAAAAAUUCAACAUGCUCAUUGCGCAGUUCAAACGUUGAAUUAAAUCCUAUACAUGAUCUAGCCGGUCCAAGUGGAUUGAAUCGAUCCCAAUUGUCAAUAUUUAAAUCACCAAAAGACUUUUCGAAUGAUUUUGAGACGACAAAAGCCAUUCCUUUCUCAUCUCAAUCGUUGUACUUGAAGACACAGAACUUUGAUGUAGAUAAAAAUACAAUUGAAAGCCAGCAAACGAAUAAAGAUUUCGAUAAGAGAUUAAAUAAGGUUGAUUUUAAAUGCUUCUCUCCAUCAACAGCAACAUCACAAGCACAUCAACAUAAUUACAAUAGUAGCAACAAUACACAUCAAACUAUAAAUAAUUCAAACGAUACGCUCACCUUGCAUAUAUAAUUGAAUUAAGAACUUUUUUAUAUUUUAAAAUCUUUCUUUUAGAUCUUAUUGGGUUGAUAAACUGUUUUUGGUACACUUUGUUUUAGCUUUUAAAAAAUAAUUCAGUAUUACCAUGAAUUCUUUAGACGAAAUAUUUCUCUUAAUAUUUUAAUCCACUAUUGAGAAUUUGACAAAAGGAUAGAUUUUGAAAAUAAGUCAAAUUUAUUGUAAAUAGAAAAAAUUAAUAUGCUAACAUUUGUGAAGCUAUGACUGUGUAUAGAUAGAUAUGAAAUUGAAACCAUUUUUUUUUGUCAAAUUUCUUUAUUUUUCAAGGCAUUUGCUGUAUUUUUUUUUAAUGUUCGCCAUACUUUUUUACAUUUUCACAAAAUUUUGAGUAUGUAAAGUCUCCAGAAAAUAAGUCCUCAGCCCAAUAUGUUAUUUAAUUAAUUUUAUUUUGUGAGAUGAUGUUGAUUGUAUUUAUUAUUACCGCUUCUUAAUCAUUCCAUCAUUUCGUCGUCUCAGUGAAAUAAAUGAACAAAAAUAGAAUAUAAAUUUUAAUAUAAUUUAUAAAAAACAAAGAAAAAGUGAGAGAGAGAGAGAGAGAUGAAAAAGUUAAAUGAAGAAGAAUAAGGUGCCUUUCAUUAUAAAAUUGUAAAGUAGUGACGAAAUGAAACCCUUAACUGUCUCUAAUGCGCCCGUACUUUUUGAAUAGGCAACAACUUAUAAAUUCUUACAUUUCUUCAAGAAUUCUUCUUCUUUUCUUGUUUGAUAAAUGAUUAUAAGACGAAAACUGUCAGUUCUUCCAUUUGUAGUACAUUUUUUCCAUUUAAAUUAAAGAAAGAAAAAAUUAUUUUUUUUCUUUACCUUCUUUAUUUGAAGACUCUACUAUUGAAGAAGUAGAUUAACGAAAUAAUAAGAGUAAUUAAUUUUAAGUUAAUAGUUUCCUUAAUUUUAUGAAUGUAGUGAGUAGUGAGUAUAGAUAUGAAAAAUAG